This is a messenger RNA of Paramuricea clavata, 476 nucleotides long. Lineage: Eukaryota; Metazoa; Cnidaria; Anthozoa; Malacalcyonacea; Plexauridae. The record is from the annotation of a GenBank genome assembly.
UCACUGGAGUUGCUGAGGGUGUGAACGUUACAGGAUUUCCUGAAGGAGUGACUGGAUUUCCUGAAGGAGUGACAGAACUUCCCGAAGGAGUUACUGGAUUUCCUGAAGGAGUUACUGGAUCUUCUGAAGGUGUCACUGGAUUUCCUGAAGGAGUGACUGGAUUUCCUGAAGGAGUUACUGGAUUUCCUGAAGGAGUGACUGGAUUUCCUGAAGGAGUUACUGGAUCUUCUGAAGGAGUGACUGGAUUUCCUGAAGGAGUUACUGGAUUUCCUGAAGGAGUUACUGGAUCUUCUGAAGGUGUCACUGGAUUUCUUGAAGGAGUGACUGGAUUUCCUGAAGGAGUUACUGGAUUUCCUGAAGGUGUUACUGAAUCUUCUGAAGGAGUGACUGGAUUUCCUGAAGAAGUCACUGGAUUUCCUGAGGGAAUUACUGGAUUGCGUGUAGUAGGUCCUGGAAUUAAAACUCCAAAAAGUUAA